Molecule: messenger RNA, 252 nt
Organism: Aspergillus tanneri
Lineage: Eukaryota; Fungi; Ascomycota; Eurotiomycetes; Eurotiales; Aspergillaceae
Exons: 5
Coding region: 1-252 (83 amino acids)
Source: RefSeq, a predicted model, not a curated record
AUGUAUCCCACUCGUAUGCUGCGGAUGCAGGCCUCUCGGCCUUUUGCUUUCCCUACUCCUAAGGAGAACCAAAGCGCGCACACUAUCUCCCAGCGUCUGCGUACCUUGAAGAAGGUGCCCCCAGAGUUGAUCCCUCUCGGACUCGUCCUUGGCGUUGCCGUGGGAGCUGCUAUCUACUCCAGUGCACACAAGCUCAUGUCCGACAAGACCCUUCGUCUUUCCCGCAACAGUCCCGAGAACCGUGAGCACUAA